AUGGCGCCGGAAACACGGGCGAGCCGCCGGCGCGCCGAUGCGUCGACGCUUCGUCCGUCCGUCGAGGCCGCCUCCCAUCAUGUGAGUACUGCAUCUAGCGGCGACAACCUCAGUGAAAACCCCGAGCCCAAGAGCAUCAGCCAUAACGCCGACCGCAGCCCAAUACUGGAAGCGGAAACAGAAGCAACCGGAGUACGCGUAUACGUGAGUGGCAUAGAGAUGGCUAUACCCCAAACCUACGAUCCCGACACGUACCAUCCCGAUAGGCGAAUGCCAUGGACGCCCGAACCAGAGCCAUACAGUCCCGAAGCCUAUACGGCCUGGGGUCGCAAGCAUUUUGGUGAAGAGUGGUAUAGACUGCGGCAGACCAUGAUCGAGGAAAGGAACAUUUUCCGCGAGUACGAUCCGGUCUAUCAUCAACGACAAAGAACCCUUAGGAUAAUAGAGCAUAAGAUCGAACGCCGGCCGUUUGAACCUUCCAAUCGUGUAUGCGAUCCGGACUGGAAACGACUUUGGGCUCGGCUUUCCAAGGAAUGGGGCAUUGAAAUUGUCCGUUCCGCGACACCUGAAAAGAACAGUGACGAUAGCGAUACAGACCUCAGUGGUUACAGCACCUAUGAUGCUACCCCUGAAUAUCGCACUCCUAGUCCUUUCCCCGAUGAUCCAUGGGAAAUGCUCGAGUAUAAUCACAAACGUUUCUCUUGGAACGAGGAGGAGUACGAAUUUGAAAAGCUGUUUCUCAAGGAGAACCUCAUGGAUAGUACUAGGUGCCAACAUGAAAACGAGCCAGGUGACGAGCCUGCCCGUAAGAAACGGGAGUUCAUGGAAAGCUUUCAAAACUCGGACCCUCUUCGCUACCGCAUUGAACAGGACCGCUUUCGGGCUCACGACUACCAAGGCGGAUGGACAACGGAGCAGAUCGAGGCCUUGUAUAAUGCCACCGUUUCCAUGCAUGAAUGGAUCAAGGAGAACCCUGCACCAGAUGAAAUGCGUCCAUACCGUUGUGGAAAAUUCGAAUCACCCACUCCAGAACAACAGGCUGCAAUAGGCACCUGGUGGGAUAAGAGUACAGCCGCAACCAUUGAGUACUACGGCGCGUGUCCGCGCACAGGCUGGGGUCCUUUUGGCUUCUCAAUAUACGACUUUUUAGUCGGCUUCACAAGCAUGGGCUACAAGGACAAGGAGGAGGAGGAAAUCUGGCGCCAGAACACCCAUGCUCGCUUGUGUAGCCGACAGCAAGAGGCUCUGGCAAGCACCAAAGGCGAUGCUCCGGCUACAGAAAAGCCAUUGAGCCAGCGGAGUCUAUCGCCUCGACAAACGGACAAGGUUCGACAUGAGACGCCUGGCGGUGGAAUUAACAAGGGUACUCCAACACAUGCGAAGGCCUCGGCAUUAAACCGAAGGCGUCGUCCUCCUACACUUGACACAGUGGGUAAGCUCGGAAACAGCGCAAGGACGGCAUCCCAUCGUCCAAAGAGGCAGCUCAAGAUAUAUAAGAAGGAGCGCUCAAGCCGAAGGCAGGCAGGCAAGGCACCUGAAUACGGCAUGCUAGGGGAAGGUGAAAUACCAUCUUUGCGAAAGACUUCCAACACACGUCCGACAAGUCGCUCAAGUCUCCGUGGUGGCAAAAAGUGGAAAGGGCAAGGAAAGCUGGGAGCGUAA
Molecule: messenger RNA, 1662 nt
Organism: Metarhizium robertsii ARSEF 23
Lineage: Eukaryota; Fungi; Ascomycota; Sordariomycetes; Hypocreales; Clavicipitaceae
Exons: 1
Coding region: 1-1662 (553 amino acids)
Source: RefSeq, a predicted model, not a curated record